AUGUCGGUUGUUUUAGUCUUUGCUUGGAAUCUAUCUAUCUAUCUAUCUAUCUAUCUAUCUAUCUAUCUAUCUAUCUAUCACAGUCUGUUGGUAUCCGUCUUUCAACGUAUCUGUCUGUUCGUACCUAUCUAUCUAUCUAUCUAUCUAUCUAUCUAUCUAUCUCUAUCACAGUCUGUUGGUAUCCGUCUUUCUACGUAUCUAUCUAUCUAUCUGUCUAUCUAUCAUAGUCUGUUGGUAACCGUCUUUCAACGUAUCUGUCUGUUCGUAUCUAUCUAUCUAUCUAUCUAUCUAUCUAUCUAUCUAUCACAGUCUGUUGGUAUCCGUCUUUCAACGUAUCUAUCUAUCUAUCUAUCUAUCUAUCUAUCUAUCUAUCUAUCUAUCUAUCACAGUCUGUUGGUAUCCCUCUUUCAACGUAUCUAUCUAUCUAUCUAUCUAUCUAUCUAUCUAUCUAUCUAUCUAUCUAUCACACAGUCUAUUCGUAUCUGUCUAUCUACGUGUCUGUCUGUUCAUCUAUCUAUCGCAUCUGUUCAUAUCUUUCUAUGUAUUAGUCUGUUCAUAUCUAUCUAUCUAUCUAUCUAUCUAUCUAUCUAUCUAUCUAUCUAUCAUAGUCUGUUGGUAUCCGUCUUUCAACGAAUCUGUCUGUUCGUAUCUAUCUAUCUAUCUAUCUAUCUAUCUAUCUAUAGCAGUCUCUUCGUAUCUGUCUAUCUACGUGUCUGUCUGUUCAUCUAUCUAUCGCAUCUGUUCAUAUCUUUCUAUGUAUUAGUCUGUUCAUAUCUAUCUAUCUAUCUAUCUAUGAAAUAUACAUAUCUCUCUCACUCUUUCUUUCUUUCUUUCUUUCUUUCUUUCUUUCUUUCUUUCUUUCCAUAUCUAUCUCUUCUUAUCUAUCCACAAACGCUUUGCCUUAAACUCGCAAAUUCCACAAUCAUUAUUUUCUUAUUUUCCUUCCGACUUUUUUCUUUUACUUUUCUUUCUUCUGUUGAAUAUUUCAAGUUAACUUCUCUUCUUUUUCUAAUUUCCUUCCAACCCGAAAUGAUUGCUUUUCUUCGGCGCUCUUAUUCACGUUAUUUCGCACAUCGAUUUUUUUCUUCAUUUUCAUGCUUUUUUUAUUUUUAUUUUCCGUUCUUGUUCUUGUUCUUCGUUUUCUUCUUUUUUCUUCUUUUUCUUCUUCUUUCAUUCUUUUUCUUUUUCUUCUUUUUCUUUUUUUUCUUCUUUUUUUCUUCUUUUUCUUUUUCUUCUUCUUUUUCUUCUUCUUUUCUUCUUUUUCUUUUUUCUUCUUUUUUCUUCUUUUUCUUCUUCUUGCUUUUCAUUUUUCUUUUAAUUAUUAUCUGCAUUUCUACAUCUUCUUCUUCUGCGGAUUUAAUCCACUUUUACAAUUUCUUUAAUUCCUUCCUGAUUUUCAAUCUUUUAAUUUACUUUUGGAUUCUUUUCUUAUCUUCUUCUUUUAUGGUUGACUUUCAUUCUUCAUUUAAUUAUCUUUUUGGAUUUUACUUUUUCUUUUCCUCUCCUUCUUUUAUAGUUGAAUAUAAUUUUCUUUUAAUUGCUAUUCUUCGUUUUCUUCCUGACUUUAAUUCAUAUCUUUGGUUUCUCCCUGAUUUUCAAUCUUCUUUUAAUUACCUUUUGGAUUGUUUCUUCUUCUUCUUCUUCUUCUUCUUCUUCUUCUUCUUUAUUUUUAUGUUUCAAUUUCAUUCUUUAUUUAAUUAUCUUUUGGAUUUUCCUUUUCUUCUUCUUUUUCUUUUUCUUCUGUUUUAG
Molecule: messenger RNA, 1749 nt
Organism: Acanthosepion pharaonis
Lineage: Eukaryota; Metazoa; Mollusca; Cephalopoda; Sepiida; Sepiidae
Source: the annotation of a GenBank genome assembly